AUGACUGACCCGGUUCCACGAAGCACAAAAUCAGUCAAAAGCCGCCUUGACACUAUUAACCCGACUGAUUCAAAGAAAAGACUUACUAAUAUUUCUAAAGUACAAUCUCACUUUUUGGUACCAUCGGAUAAAUUAGACAAAGCCACUCGAAGAGUGAUAGCUCCUUAUGCCCAAAUAGAAAGAAAAGGUCUCAAAGAAGAGGAAGCCAAAGGAACGUAUUUGGAUAUUAACAGAUUUAAUGUGUUCUUGGAAGAUACCGUUGAUUUGGACUCAUUGUUGUACGAAACUGCGAAUGUCUUGAAAACUGUUACUAAUAGUUCUGGUGUAUUCAUAUACAUUGUGGACAAAAUAAAUAAUGAAAUCGUUCUAAUGACACAAAAUACAAAAAAUCCAGAGCGUCACGUAGUUAACAUACCGAUUGAGGAAGGUAAAACAGCAGCAGCUCAUGUAGCAUUCACAAAAGAGUUUCUUCUAAUAGAGGAUGUUCAACGAGAUCGUCGUUUCGCUGAAGGGUUGAAGUGGAUUGAUGCGAAAGUAGUACUUUGUAUGCCGAUCAUUAAGCCGGACGGAGAUUGCUAUGCAGUUUUAGAAUUGUAUCGAACACAUGCUGAAACUUAUGACCAUAAUAUACUAUACACGGUAGUGAGCGUAGCGUGCUGGGCGGGCGCCGCCGUGCACCAGGCGCAGGCGCGUGUCACGCUGCAACGGAUGGCCCACUUGAACCACGAGUUACGAGCUCUACUUCAGAACUACUUCUGUGACCUCGCCUCUAUAGACACCAUGCUUACUGAUAUGUUGGCAGUGGUAAAAUCGUUCAUCGGUGCAAUGCGCAGUAGCUUCUUUAUAAUAGACAAAGACCACGUCGGAGAUCACCUCCAAGCUGACAUGUGGGACGAUGGCUGGAGUUCUGAAAAGUCGACUAUGCCUAGAAGAAAGAUAAAAGUGAACUUAAGUCAGGAGCAAACUCCAGUAGGACUUGUAGCCAAAACUGGUGAACCACUAAACGUUCGAGAUGCCUAUAAGGAUCCAAGGUUUUCAAAGGAAAUCGACCCAACUACGGGUACUGUUGUUAGAUCCUGUUUAGUUUCUCCUAUUGUGGAUAAAAAAGGUGUAAUCGGAAUAGUACUUUUAACAAAUAAAUUAAAUGCUAAAUCGUUUGAUUCUGAAGAUGAAACAAUAUUUCAAGUGUUCAUCGACUAUUGUUCAUUGAUCGUACACUUUUAUAACAUGGAAGUGAAGAAAAUUUAUCACCAAAAUCUCAAUAAAGUAUACAGUGACCUGAUGCAGCUGCACCUAAGUCCUUGUAAACAUGAUAUGGAUGAAUUAAUGGAAACUAACGGAAUGGUGUUGCCACCAAAUAAUUUUCGAAGUUUUGAUUAUCACAUAAGCGAAGGCAGCAAGGAAGACAUGCCGGGGCUCGUGUGCUAUAUGUACGGGGAAACCUUCGCAGAUAGACACUUUGAACGGCAGAACUUAGCAGAUUUCGUGCUAACCGUCCUCCAGUGCUACAGACACAACCCAUAUCACAACGCUGAACACGCGUUCUACUUCACUCAUACAAUGUUUCUCAUUCUGACCAGCAAUAACGGCUACUUUGAUUUUGUUGAGACGGCCGCCCUGAUGCUGGCAGGCUUGUGUCACGACUUGGACCACCCCGGAUACAACAACAACUUCCUAUCCCUGUGCAAGCACCCUCUCGCGCAGAUGUACAGGUCCUCCAUGCUGGAGAACCAUCAUUACUUCUUGGCUAAGAAAUUAAUUGAGAUUAGAGCAGAAUUAACACCAAUUCUAACGGACUGUGCCUACGAUUGGUCUGAUAAUUCACAUCGUAAGUUACUGAAGGGAGAUAAAGAGCGUGAGAUGGGCUACACGCCGCUCAGCAUGAUGGACCGACGACGCAGCGUGAACCAGCCCGCGGAACAGAUACAGUUCCUCUCUGUGGUGGUCCUUCCCUGCCUCCUCCUGUUGCAGAAUAUCUUCCCUAACACUAGUCCGCUUACUGAAAAUUGCAGGAAAACGCAAGAAGCAUGGCACGAAGAGAUAGAGAUCAGAGGGCAGAAAUUAUGGCGACAAGAUGACUCCAUUGUCAACCCGAGUAGAAGCCGCAUCGUGUUGAAGUCAGAUAAAGAA
This is a messenger RNA of Brenthis ino (lesser marbled fritillary), 2130 nucleotides long. NCBI's taxonomy places the organism in Eukaryota, Metazoa, Arthropoda, Insecta, Lepidoptera, Nymphalidae. The record is from the annotation of a GenBank genome assembly.